Messenger RNA from Entamoeba invadens IP1, 993 nucleotides. RefSeq lists its product as hypothetical. Gene Ontology annotation, molecular function: protein binding. The coding region runs from base 1 to 993 and encodes 330 amino acids. The transcript is spliced from 2 exons. Lineage: Eukaryota; Evosea; Mastigamoebida; Endamoebidae. The record is from RefSeq and is a predicted model, not a curated record.
AUGAGUUUUAAUAGCGCAAAACACGACGGAUAUGGUAUCGCCUUGACACAGAGCUCAGCAGGUGUGUCAACACUCUGGACUGACGGAGACGUGACUUGGUAUUCUCCAGAUUUGGCUGCUCAACGCAAUUACCAGGUCCAAGCAUCGGAUGUGUGCGACACCUCCGACCCCAACGUUGUCAUUUCGAUGUCGUCUUCGGGGCAGUUCUAUUCCAUCGACCGUCGCCUUGCUCGUGCGGUUAGUAUUUCCAGUCCAACAACUCGAAUCAACGAAGUUGCCAUCGCCUCCAGCGAAAAUUUGUUGGUGGCUGGGUAUAUGGAAGUUGUGCGAGUGUUCGACCUUCGUAAAAUGCAAACAUUAGCCUUAAUUACCGAGGCACACAGCGAUGACAUUGUGGACAUCAAAUUUUGGAAUGAAUUGAUUGUCACUGCGUCACAAGACUCUCUUUCGUGCUUCAUUGAUUAUACCAAGGGUGAUGAUGGUAUAGUCCAUACUGUGAAUAUGGGUAAACCAAUUUCGAUGGUCGGGGUGAUCAACAAGGAUCUUGUUUCCUUCACAACGGAUGAUUCUGCCUUCCAAAUUUACGCCCCAAAUACCGAACAAACCGUCUCAAAUGUGGCCGAUUUGCGAGUAAAUACGCUGGCGACAAACUUCGACGGUGCAACCGUGCUGAGAGGUACAGAAAUCAACAAAAAGGUCGUUGCGAGUGUUGCACUUCCGAACGGUGAGAUUGACCUCUUCAAUUACGUCAAUGACAAUAGUUACAGAAGAUGUUUGAGAGCACGUUGCCACGAAGGCAUUGUGAGAGACUAUAGAGUGAAUGGUACCACAAUGUACACAACUGGAGAAGAUGGGAAGGUUUGUGUAUUUGACAUGAAAACACCACCACUUGUUGAAGACGUUGCCCAACAACCACAAGCCACAAAUGAGCUCAGUGGUGGAAUGAGACAGAAACAACAAAGAAGACAACAUACGCCAAUGGAUUGUGAUUGA